This is a messenger RNA of Dermochelys coriacea (leatherback sea turtle), 1128 nucleotides long. RefSeq lists its product as uncharacterized. The coding region runs from base 1 to 813 and encodes 270 amino acids. The transcript is spliced from 5 exons. The record is from RefSeq and is a predicted model, not a curated record. NCBI's taxonomy places the organism in Eukaryota, Metazoa, Chordata, Testudines, Dermochelyidae.
AUGUCGAAGAAAGGAGGAUGGCAAAAAUUGAAGGAGGCCAAAGAAAGACGGCAAAGACAAGAUGUAGUGCUGAAAGAUACUCCUUUCAUCCUAACAUUUUUUCCUCCUACUAAGUCUAGUGGUGAGGAAGUCCAGGCGAAUACCAGUCCAAGUGAACCUGCUGCUCCUGCACCUGAUGAAAAGGAGCAGCCUCCUGUGAUUUCUCUAGCUGCAGUGUCAUCCCGCUCCUCUGAAGACUUUCCCAGUGAUAGUAAUACAAAAAUAUCCUUCUCCAACCAUCCAGGCAAGAAGAAAAUUGCUUCCAAGCCUGAAAAACUACGAAUAGGCAGAUCUAGCGUCCUCCCUGUCAUCAUUAAAUCAAAGAGAAAAACACAAUUAACACAGGCAAAGGAAAAGGAAGCACGUGCUGUUGUUCACAAUAUGAAACAAGACUGUGAAAAAACCAGUGUCAACUUGGGUCAGAUUAAUCCCUGUGCAUAUGGAAGGACUCCUAGGGGAGAUGUGUAUCAUUCAAUAUGCAAAGGAAAAACAGACCAAAACCUAUCAAGUGAGACAGACUGUAUUCAAGUAUCUUUGUCUCUGCUAGACCAGACACCUGCAGUCCAAAAACAGAAUCAGAUAAAGUCUCAUGUCAAUGAAGACAAUUAUCCGAUAUACAAAAUCAAAAAAGGAAUCUUGCUGCAGACAAAUCAGAAGUACCUACUUGAGAAGGUUAGAGAAAAUGGGAGAUCAGUGGGCCAAUUCUACUCUCAGUUACAUUGGUUUAAAUCCAGAAUAACUCAUUUGGCUUUAGUGAAGUUACUAUGGAUUUAGAGCAGAAUCUGGUUCUCUGAGAUUAUACAUAGUUUAAAAGGACAUAAUCAACUGAAAUUUGUCCCAAAUUUUACAUUGUCUAAACACAAUUUUUUUAUAAAACCAAAGACCAAUAGAAAAUAUAUGUCAUUUUUUAAUAUGAUGAAAACUUGUAUUUUAAACAAAUAAGCUCUUCUCUGCAGUAUAUGAAACCCAAACAUUGCAAUACUGAGGGCCUGAUCCAAAUCUAUUGACAUCAGUGGGAGUGCUUCCAUUGAUUUCAAUGGGUUUUGGACUGGACCUUAAGAAUGUGCAAAUGAAACUGACCAGAAACAA